AUGCUGACCCUUCUGGUGCUGGUGCUGUCUUUCCUGGCAGGCCUGACCCAUGGGGCCCCUGCCCCAGUCCUGGAGCGAGCAGUCAUUGUUGGGGGGAAAGAGGCCCCUGCGAACAAGUGGCCCUGGCAGGUGAGCCUGCGGGUGCACAGGGAAUUCUGGAUGCACUUCUGUGGGGGCUCCCUUGUGCACCCCCAAUGGGUGCUGACUGCAGGCCACUGCGUCGGACCGAACAUUGUGAACCCCUCAGUUCUCAGGGUGCAGCUCCGUGAACAGCACUUGUACUACCAUGACCAGCUGCUGCCCAUCAGCAGGAUCAUCGUGCACCCCAACUUCUAUGCUGCAGAAAGCGGAGCUGACAUCGCCCUGCUGGAGCUCCAGGAGCCAGUGAACACCUCCAGCCACGUGCAGCUCAUCUCCCUGCCUCCUGCCUCUCAGACCUUCUCUCCAGGGAUGUCGUGCUGGGUGACCGGUUGGGGGGACGUGAACAAUGGGGAAUCCCUGCCACCACCAUUCCCCCUGAAGCAGGUGAAGGUCCCCAUCGUGGAGAACAGUCUUUGUGACAACAACUACCACACCGGCCUCCAGACAGGAGAUAACGUCCACAUCAUCCACGAUGACAUGAUGUGUGCUGGAAACACUCACAAGGACUCCUGCCAGGGAGACUCUGGAGGGCCGCUGGUGUGCAGGGUGAACGGGACCUGGAUGCAGGCAGGUGUGGUCAGCUGGGGUGAUGGUUGUGCCCAGCCCAACCGACCCGGCAUCUACACCCGUGUCACCUCCUACUUGGACUGGAUCUACCUCUAUGUCCCCAAGGAGUUCUGA
Elephantulus edwardii (Cape elephant shrew) is the source of this 822-nucleotide messenger RNA. RefSeq names its product tryptase alpha/beta 1 (gene TPSAB1). The coding region runs from base 1 to 822 and encodes 273 amino acids. The record is from RefSeq and is a predicted model, not a curated record. Lineage: Eukaryota; Metazoa; Chordata; Mammalia; Macroscelidea; Macroscelididae. Gene Ontology annotation, biological process: proteolysis. Gene Ontology annotation, molecular function: serine-type endopeptidase activity. The transcript has 5 exons.